CUGUUCAGUAAAAAACAUUUGCUAGUUUAAUCUAGUUUGUAUUAAGAAAAACUAGAGUAGCCACUAUUAUGGAUCGAUCAAAUAUAAGACUCUACGUUUUUCUGAUCUGUUUUAGUUUGACUUUACUCAACUAUGCAAAAUGCUCUAACGAGGACAUCUUUGCCAAAGUGGUGGACCUCGUGUCGCCAGGUGAAGUGCAUCUAACUGAGAAAAGUGUUGGAGUCUUGUUGACGCAGUUGGAGAAACGUGUGCAAUGCAGCGAUGUGUCGUGUGGAAAGUGCCUCUCUGCGGACCACGUGGGUCAGCUGGUCGCUAACUACUCCACGACUCAGGAGGUGCACGCGGGCGACUUCCCCCGGCUGGCCGCGGGGUGCUGCCUGUACCUCAUCGACCCCCUGCGGGCCUGCGGGGCCGCGAGCGCCGGCCGCUGGGGCGAGGAGACCGAGGAGUUCAUCCACCAGCUCGCCCACGGGGACCACAUCGGCCACGGGGGACACGAGGAUCACGAGGGCCAUGAGAGUAGCGCCGUGGAGAGGCUGCUCCAUGGCCUGGAGGAGCACUACCUCCCAGAGAGCAAUCAGGCCUGUGUCACCAUGGCAGACCUUCUGGAAGAGAGCAACUCCACGAGUCAUGAGCACCAUAGCGAUCACCGUGACAACAGUGGUGAGCAACACAGCGGUGGGCACCACGAACACGACGAGCUGGACGGCCUAUUUGGGGUGGUGUUCUACCACGCCCUGAGAGGGGACUGCAUGACCACACUGGAGCUGCCAGAGGAGGCCUACUUCCUGGACUACAUCUUUGGAACGUUUGGAUCUGAUAACGUCACUCUACAAGACCUAGAGAGUCUGAUGAAGUCUCUAAACCUGGGGGAGAGGCAGUUGUCGAGCAACGACCACGACCACGACCACGACCACGGCCACGAACACGGCCACGACAGCCAUCACGAGGAGCCCCAUGAUCAGGCCGGGCACCAGGGCCACCGGGGCCAGUCCAGCCCCAGGCAGGGCCAUGAGGAGGGGCAGCCGCGCAACAGCAGCUGGGAGCAGAGCUGCUACAGUGCAGGGGAGUUGAUGAGGAUCUACCACCUGAACAGCUCCAAUCUGACCCGGGAUCAGUUCACCAGCCUCAGCCCGGCGCUGGUCCAGCAGCUGGUCAGCGGCGCAUGCAACGCCACGGCACCCCCCGUAGUCCACCCUGAAGACGUCCUCACCAUGACCGAGAGAUACCUGUACGCCACCAUGGCCAACCUGCUGAUCUGCCUGACGGCUCUGUUUGGGAUCGUGGUGCUGCUCUGCACCUCCUGCAGCAGCAUCUUCCAGCUCUGCAUCCAGUUCUGCAUCAGCCUGGCCGUGGGCUCGCUCACCGGAGACGCCCUGCUACAUCUCCUGCCCAUAUUCCUCGGCCUACACGUCCAUGGCACGGGCGAGAGCGGAGGAGGACAUGACUUGACGUACAUUUAUAAGAUGUUGGUGCUGCUGGCCGGGAUCUACUACUUCUACCUGAUGGAGGCCAUCUUCGCCAUCGUCUCCCAUAGAGACAAGCCCCACCAUCACCAUCAGCACCACCAUGGGGAGGACUCCGAGCCUCAUCACUGUGACCAUGGAAGAGUGAUCCAGAUGUACCAGCAGGAGAAGAAGCACAAACACUCCACCUCUCAGGCAGACCUGGUGGAGGCGGAGGACAAUGAGAAAUCAUUCCCUCAGGAGAAACCUCGCACCCAAAAAGAGAAAAUGCUUCCCUACAUGAUCACCAUCGGUGACGGGAUACACAACUUUGCGGACGGCCUGGCUAUCGGCGCGGCCUUCUCCAUGUCCUGGAAGUCAGGCCUGGCCACGUCUCUGGCUGUCCUCUGUCACGAGCUGCCCCACGAGUUGGGUGACUUUGCCAUUCUCCUGCACUGCGGCAUGUCUGUGAAGAAGGCCUUGCUGCUCAACAUGGCCAGUGCCAUGACCUCCUUCAUCGGACUCUACAUCUCGCUGUCCGUCGCCACAGACGCGGCAACAAAAGAGUGGAUAGCGGCCGUAACAGCUGGCUUGUUCCUUUACGUGGGCCUAGCAGACAUGCUUCCUUCAAUGGUGCACGUGAACAGCCCAAGGCCCUGGUUGGUGUUUGUGUUACAGAAUUUAGGCCUUUUGACCGGGUGGGGCGUCCUUUUGCUCCUCUCCCUUUAUGAGGACCAGAUUGGAGUCUUCUAGAGACUGGAUGUUUUUUUUUUUGUCAUGUUGUUUGUUUGUCUGUAUGCUAUUUGUGGUUGUUUUAAGAAUUAAUAUAUUUUCUCAACUGAAAUGAUGAAUUUAAAUGGAGAUCCUUUUUAUGUUCGAUACAUAGGGGAGUUUUGAUCGGAGGUGGAAAACUCCAGCUUCAGAAAGUAAAAGUCCAAUCAUGAAUUGGUUCUGCCUGCAGAUUGUUUAAAGGUGACAUAGAAUGGAAAUCAUUUUUUCUUGGUUUUCAUGAAUUAUGAGAGGUUGUGCAUAAACAAGAGCUAACAUGAACAUGAGGGAUGCUUGUGCCCUCCUUCAUACAUGUAUGAAAAUCUUGAAAUUAGAAAUAGACACUAAAAAUGGGCGAUUCAGCAAAACUGCUUGCUUGUGGUGUCAGACCUCGCAAAGCCAUUGAAGUUCAAUUGGGGUUGCCAAAGAGGGCGCCAUUUAGUCAAACAGACCAUUUCAAUACCCAGCCUAAAUACAGUAUAUGGUUUUAAUUAGUCUUGUAAAAUUGCAAUUGAGUUUAUUUUUUAAAUCAAAGUUGAAUAUAUACUAUUUUAAAAUCAGAGAACACAGUGCAAUACUCAAUUCAUCCAUUCUAUGUCCUCUUUAAUUGACAAAUGUUACUUGCAACCAAACAGAAUCAUUCAGACACAGGAACUCAGGAACCAUGGAACUGCCAAACAACAUUACAAGAAAUGCUUCAGAAAGUAGAAGUCCAAUCAUGUAUUGGUUGUACCUGUGUACUUAACACAGGUGAUCUCAUCAAUUAGCUGCUCUACCUCACUGAAGAGUUGUGCUAAUUAGAAUUAGCUGGUUUAAGAGAGUGGUUGGCACAGAUAUGUGGUAGAAUUUUUUACUUUCUGAAGCUGGACUUUUCCACCUCUGGUUUUGAUACACUGGAUGUGUCAGUUCAGCGUUGGGAAAGGUGCUGAAACUCAAACUGUUAGAAGAGUGGAAAACCCAGAAUUAAGCAAUGCUUUAAGCAAGCCUUCAGUUAAACAGUAGUUUAGGAGUGUAGGAUUCUUAUCUUGAGUAAAUGUGUGUCAAAAUGAAUGAAAGCUUUACUAUUACGUUUGACUUUACACAACCAGUAUAUUGGUCCAUGUAGCAGUGAACUAUGAACUUCAUGUAGCCCCCAAUACCUCUAUGGUAAAGCUUUCACGUGGACAUAAGCAGGUCUCACAAGAAGUCGACUGCAUAUUUCCCAGCACUACAGAGUUUGCGCAGAUGAACAGCAACAGAGUGAGAACAAAAUGCACUCUAUUCAAGUUAACAGAGUUAUUCAUCUCCUGAGAAGCUGUGUGUGGCUCAGAUAUCCUAUUUUCACAACACAUAACCAGAUCAAGCCAUCUGUGCAAUUACCAUUCUUUUUGU
Molecule: messenger RNA, 3584 nt
Organism: Sardina pilchardus (European sardine)
Lineage: Eukaryota; Metazoa; Chordata; Actinopteri; Clupeiformes; Clupeidae
Gene: slc39a4
Product: solute carrier family 39 member 4
Exons: 12
Coding region: 69-2198 (709 amino acids)
Biological process (GO): intracellular monoatomic cation homeostasis; zinc ion import across plasma membrane
Cellular component (GO): plasma membrane
Molecular function (GO): zinc ion transmembrane transporter activity; monoatomic cation:bicarbonate symporter activity
Source: RefSeq, a predicted model, not a curated record